GGAACCUCUUGGGCUCUUGCCCAGUGGAAAUGUGCCGUUCCACAUGUCCGCAAAUGUUCGUUGCGUGACGAAGUAGAUUUUUGAACAAAGGAAAUGGAAAUGAUAUCUCGUUUCUUGUUUCAUGAAGCAUUUUUUUUCUCUCUUCGUUAGGAUUCCAGGAUCCAAAUACUGCCUCUACCUGGGAAAUCAAGCCUGAAUAAUUCUUUGCUAGACACGUUUCCAGGAAAGCAGUUAGAAGACCUGAUGUAUUCGCUCUUGGGUAAUUGGUAUAAUCUUGAAAUAUUAACUCUAGCUAAGAACUCUUAAAUGUUAUCAUGCACUAUUUUUUGCUUUGAACAUAAUUUUGUUUUGUUUAAAAAUUUUAUAACCCGAAUUUAUUCUACAAAAAAGGAUGAUAGGAGGAGUACUUGCGGGGAUUUAGCUGCUUCGUCUUGUAUUCCAGGUUUCCUUGAGUUGGCUUUAAAUUUGGAUUUUUCACUACUUUUGUCUGAAGUGAAAACACCGAGGAAAAUACCGUUUUGAAACCUGUUUUAACGGACUAAUCGUACAUUCUAAAUAGAAAUUCGCAAAUGGGUGUAACUCACCUUUCUCAUCUUAAAAACUGGUUACCCCAAGUAUCAAACGUGCCAGUUGCAAUUGCGAAUAUAGCGGCUCUUGCACUUUCUAGAAUGACCUACCAGUAUACAAUUUUUAACAGCGUUCAAGAGAGAAGUUUAUGAACCCCAUGCAAAAGAAAGUAUCGCUUCAAAGACGCUUGAUUGCUUCUUUGAUGAACAACUCUUAGCCCUGCGGUUCGUUUUAGGGCAAGCAGUAUGUUAGUGUGGAGCUUUUGCGUGUCUUUGUGCAUUGUAGGAUUGCUCCUUAUACUCGCCUACACAGGAUGGUGGAUCUACAUCCAUACUUCACCUUUCCACGUCGCAAUCAAUCGGAUUCCCGGACCCAAAUACCUGCCUCUAAUUGGAAACUCUUUGGAGAUGUUCGGAGGAUUAGAUCAUUUAAUCAGUUUAUUUCACGUGACAUUUGUUGAAAAAUAUGGAGAAAUCUAUCGUGCUUUUGCGGGAAGAAAUUGCUACGUUUGCAUUUCAUCGCCUGAGCUGCUGAAGGAGGUUUUCACUAGUCAGAAGAUUAUUGAUAAAGGUGUGUCUUACGAUCAAUUGGCUCCAUGGUUGGGGCAAGGACUUCUACUAAGCUCCGGUGAUUUGUGGAGAUCGCGACGGAAGUUGUUGACGCCAGCCUUUCACUUUUCAAUUCUGAAUACCUUUGUCGAAGUAUUUAACGAGCAGAGUCGCGUCCUUUGUGGAAUUAUUGGGGACAUCUGCCAAUCGUUUGCGGAUGGAAAAAGCGAAAUGGACGUGUAUCCAUUCCUUGCAAAGUGUUCGCUAGAUGUUAUUUGUGAAGUGGCGAUGGGUACCAAAAUCAACGCACAAACGGAUGAUUCUGAUUAUUAUAAGGCAGUUUGCAGAAUGGGGCAAGUAAUGAUAACAAAAUUCCAGAAGCCAUGGCUAGAAAACCAACGAAUCUUUUCGCUAUCUGCAUUAGGGAAGGAACACGAUCGAUUAUUGAAAACCCUUCACGGAUUCACUGAGGAUAUCAUACAAAAGAGACGAAAAAGCUUCAACUGUGUACACAAUAAUAACGAAAAAAAUGAAUCUGGAAUCAAAAACCGACUACCACUUCUCGAUUUGUUGCUUCAAGCUUCAGAUGACGGAAAAUUUUUAUCGGACCUCGACAUCCGGAAUGAAAUUGAUACUUUCAUGUUUGAGGGUCACGACACAGUCUCUUCUCUGAUGGGUUGGUUUUUGUACUGUAUGGCAAUUAAUCCAGAUUGCCAGGAAAAUGCAUGGAUUGAAUUAAGCGGUGUUUUUGAUAACUCGGAAAGAGAUUGUACCCAAGAGGACAUUCCCAAUUUAAAGUAUCUUGAAUGCUGUAUUAAGGAAACAUUACGAAUGUAUCCGAGCGUUCCCGCAUUUGAAAGAACCGUUCAAGAAGAUGUUCAAAUAGGUAAAUAUUUGAUACCUGCCGGAUGUACCUUAGGAUGUUUAACGUAAGCAACGCAUCGAAAUCCGGAAGUCUUUCCAGAUCCCUUGGUUUUUAAUCCAGAACGCUUUUUUGCGGAUGAGGCCAACGGCCGACAUCCGUAUGCGUACUUCCCGUUCAGUGCAGGACCUCGCAACUGUAUUGGACAAAGAUUUGCUCUUCUGGAAUUAAAAAUCAUCCUAUCGUCUCUUAUUCGUCGUUUCAAAUUUGAAUUUUCAUCCGACGCCGAACUACUUAUUCCCUCGCAUCAAAUAACUUUGAAAUCAUUAACUGGAAUUAAUU
Molecule: messenger RNA, 2319 nt
Organism: Daphnia pulex (common water flea)
Lineage: Eukaryota; Metazoa; Arthropoda; Branchiopoda; Diplostraca; Daphniidae
Product: cytochrome P450 4C1-like
Exons: 12
Coding region: 813-2048 (411 amino acids)
Molecular function (GO): monooxygenase activity; oxidoreductase activity, acting on paired donors, with incorporation or reduction of molecular oxygen; iron ion binding
Source: RefSeq, a predicted model, not a curated record